Phyllostomus hastatus (greater spear-nosed bat) is the source of this 1724-nucleotide messenger RNA. It is a transcript of the gene GGPS1, whose product is annotated as geranylgeranyl diphosphate synthase 1. Gene Ontology annotation, molecular function: prenyltransferase activity. The record is from RefSeq and is a predicted model, not a curated record. The transcript is spliced from 4 exons. Gene Ontology annotation, biological process: isoprenoid biosynthetic process. Bases 556 to 1464 code for a protein of 302 amino acids. Lineage: Eukaryota; Metazoa; Chordata; Mammalia; Chiroptera; Phyllostomidae.
GGGGGGAGGGCGGAGCCUGCAGUGAAGAAAGAAGGAGGGUGAAGACCCGGAUGCUGAACCGGAUUGUGUAUGAAUUUUCCGCCCGCUAGCUGGAGAAGGGGAGGAGCAGGAGGGCGCGGAGCGGAGCGGAAGGGGGCAUUUGAGCGGAAAAUAAGCGGGGCUUCGCGGACCCUGGCGGACCCUGCGACUCUGCAGGCAAAGCGACUCUUGGAGGCGCUCUGCCAAGCCAAUUCUAGAAGUCGGCUUCAGAGUUGUUUAAAUCCCCCGCCAGCAUCUCAGGCCAUUUUCUGCUGACUCGUCAUCUCCCGGAGUUGAGUGGAAGGGAUCCCUGCGCUUCACAGCUGCGCUUACAUUUGUAUGUCUCUAUUUAGACAUUCUGAAACUAGACCCUUCCUCUGCUGUUUUCAUUUUUCACGUGCAUGAUUUCAUCUUCUUAAGGCGUUAGAAAACACUUUCCGUUCGUUAGUUCAGUUCUUCGAGUAUUUACUGAGCACUAAAUGGACACCCGUGCGAGUGUGAAAUUGCAACAGCGAUUAGCUUUGAAAUUCAGAAACAAUGGAGAAGAAUCAAGAAAAAGUCCAGAGGAUUCUUCUAGAACCGUACAAGUACUUGCUUCAAUUACCAGGUAAACAAGUGAGAUCCAAACUUUCACAGGCAUUUAAUCAUUGGCUAAAAGUCCCAGAAGACAAGCUACAGAUUAUCAUCGAAGUGACAGAAAUGUUGCAUAAUGCCAGUUUACUCAUUGAUGAUAUUGAAGACAAUUCAAAACUCCGACGUGGCUUUCCAGUGGCACACAGCAUCUAUGGAAUUCCAUCUGUCAUCAAUUCUGCCAAUUACGUGUAUUUUCUUGGCCUAGAGAAAGUCUUAACCCUCGAUCACCCCGAUGCAGUAAAGCUUUUUACCCGCCAGCUUUUGGAACUCCAUCAGGGACAAGGCCUGGACAUAUACUGGAGGGAUAACUACACUUGCCCCACUGAAGACGAGUACAAAGCUAUGGUGCUGCAGAAAACAGGUGGACUCUUUGGGUUAGCAGUGGGCCUCAUGCAGUUGUUCUCUGAUUACAAAGAAGAUUUAAAGCCAAUACUUGAUACACUUGGGCUCUUUUUCCAAAUUAGGGAUGAUUAUGCUAAUCUACACUCCAAAGAAUAUAGUGAAAACAAAAGCUUUUGUGAAGAUCUAACAGAGGGAAAGUUCUCAUUCCCUACUAUUCAUGCUAUUUGGUUGAGGCCUGAAAGCACCCAGGUGCAGAAUAUCUUGCGCCAGAGAACCGAAAACAUAGAUAUUAAAAAAUACUGUGUACAUUAUCUUGAGACUGUAGGUUCUUUUGAAUACACUCGGAAUACUCUUAAAGAGCUUGAAUCUAAAGCCUAUAAACAAAUUGAUGAACUUGGCGGGAACCCUGAGCUAGUAGCUCUAGUAAAGCACUUAAGUAAAAUGUUCAAAGAAGAGAGUGAAAUAUAUUAAGCUAUUCUUGAUUAGGCCUAAUAGCUUAUUUCAGUUAAUGAGUUUGUCUUUUAGCCUGUCAUUUUGAAAAUUUGGAGCAAGCUGUUUGACUCCAAAAACUGAGUGGAUGGGUGAUCAUUGUACAAAAUUGGCAGUCAAAAGGAGUCACAUUUAAUAGGUCUGAUUUGAAUGUGUUUAGUAGGUGUGCUGUGUUGGGUCUUUGUGGUCCACUCUGCCACAAAUGUUUUACUGAUCAUGUCAAUAAAGAAUUCAGCCCCGGC